This is a messenger RNA of Papaver somniferum (opium poppy), 1749 nucleotides long. Its product is annotated as guanylate kinase 2-like. Gene Ontology annotation, cellular component: cytosol. The coding region runs from base 330 to 1553 and encodes 407 amino acids. Gene Ontology annotation, biological process: purine nucleotide metabolic process. The transcript has 12 exons. The record is from RefSeq and is a predicted model, not a curated record. Gene Ontology annotation, molecular function: protein binding; GMP kinase activity. NCBI's taxonomy places the organism in Eukaryota, Viridiplantae, Streptophyta, Magnoliopsida, Ranunculales, Papaveraceae.
AGGGCCGCCCUUAAACGUUAAUGUAACUGAUUACACCCAUUAAUACACAGGAUUAUUCUCCAUCAAUCUUCACCAAAAGCUCCCCUCUUCUUCUCCUUCCUUAUUUCCUCCAUUGUUAAAAGAAAAAGGAGUUCCAGUCAAACUCAGUCGUAAAGAGAAAAAAAGAAGAAAGAAAUUUACAAUAAAUAUUGUUGUUUAUUAAUAAAUUUUUAGGAGCGUAACAGAAGUUACGAGGAAACAGAUCCGGACAUCUUAACGUGGUUUAGGAGCUGUUUUUGAUUUCCGGGUUCACCGAGCAAAGCAGCUUGGAAUCUAAAGGCGAUUUCUUUAUGGGUGAAAUUCAAGCUGACUUUGUUGAUGGUGUGGGUGAUAGUUUACCAUCUGAGGUUGUCAAAGACUUCCAAACAAUUACCACGGUCGGCGAUAAGAUGUAUGUAAUUGGAGGAUUUGAUAAUGAUGAGACGGAUGGAAUCGCUGUCCGAAUUUUUGAUAAGUCUGAAGGAAAAUGUAAAAUUGGCAGGGAUGUUCCUGCUACAUUGGGUACGAAACCUGCCCAAUGCAAAGGUCAUUCAGCAGUACUUCUAAAUAAUGACCGAAUAUUAGUUCUGAAGAAGGACUCUACUCCAGAUGAUUGUACCUGGUUUCUUGAGGUGGAUACACCACAUGUUAGGGAGAAAAAAGAGAAAAUGGAAACUGAGGUAGUUGCUUGGAGUAAGGGAGUAAAGGCCCAUGCUCCUAAACCAAUAGUUAUUAGCGGUCCAUCAGGAGUGGGUAAGGGAACGUUAAUAUCAAAACUCAUGAAAGAAUUUCCGUCCACUUUUGGAUUCUCCGUGAGCCACACGACUCGUGCUCCCAGAGAAAAGGAGAUAGAUGGAGUUCAUUAUCAUUUCGCAGAACGAACUUCAAUGGAGAAGGAGAUACGUGACGGGAAGUUCCUUGAAUCUGCAUCUGUUCAUGGAAAUCUUUAUGGCACGAGUAUUGAAGCAGUUGAGGUGGUUUCAGAUGCAGGAAAGAGGUGUGUUCUGGACAUUGAUGUCCAAGGCGCCAGGUCUGUGAGGGCUUGUUCGCUUGAUGCAAUAUACAUAUUCAUCUGCCCACCCUCAUUUGAAGAGCUUGAAAAGCGCCUUCGGGCACGAGGAACAGAAACCGAGGAACAGGUUCAAAAACGACUGCGAAAUGCAAAAACAGAGCUGGAGGAAGGAAGGUCUUCAGGUCUCUUUGAUCAUAUUUUGGUGAAUUGUGACCUUGAAAAAUGCUAUCAGACUCUUAAGAAACUCUUGGGUCUUGAUGGUUGCACCGGUACUGCUCCCGUAGAUGAAUCAUCUGUGAAGAACGUUGAACUUCCUAGUGGACACUCCAUAUCUGAAGUGAAUCAGAAGGUUCUCAUUCACUGCGUAACUACUGAUCCAGGAAAAAAGUUGUUUGUGCUGGAUGUAUCCUCGCUUAAAGGAGGAGCACCAGGACGGACACGGGGACUGAACAUGUACGCUAUUGAUCCAUUUGCCAACUGUCUGAAUGGAGGACUCAAAGAAAUGCAAAUGCCAUCGUACUGACCUAGGGUUUCCUACUUACUAGUGCCAUGACUAAUCUAGGGAUCUUAUUUAUGGACUUUAGUUUUCAAGAGAUCAUGUAAGCUCCAUUUUUUUAAUAAAUUUAUCAAAGAUUACGACAUGGCUCAAGUCUUAAUUAAUCUCCUUAUUAAUGGUUGAUAUUGAUUUGGUGAUAGCAAAGAAUGUUGUGCAUCUCUUC